GAACUAGAGAAUCUAAAGCGCAUACAAAAGCAGGCUUCUACCAGUCAGAGUGCUACAGAAGUUCGCUUAAAUAGGGCUCUUGAGGAAGCAGAAAGGUAUAAAAUGGAGCUGAAUAAACUGAAGCAAAGCAAUAAGGACACAGCCAACCAAGAGCACAAAAAAUUUGAAGAACUGAAGAUAGCAAACAGGAGACUGGAGAAACAAAAAGGAGAACUAAUGACAGGUUUCAAGAAACAGUUAAAGUUAAUUGAUAUUCUGAAGAGACAAAAAAUGCAUAUUGAAGCAGCUAAAAUGCUUUCUUUUACUGAAGAAGAGUUCAUGAAAGCUCUUGAGUGGGGAAUUUCCUGAUGCAGUGUUCAAUACCUCAUUUGAAAAUGACUUCUGAUUGUAUGCUGUUUUGAAAGUAUUAAUACUUACCACAAAUGUUCAAGUAGAUAGUUUUAGAUUAAGCCUGGUAAAAUUGAUUAAUUUUUAAAAGUUAUACAAUAAACAUUUUAACGUUUGAUUGUAAAUAGUUUUGUGUUGCAACAUAUCUUGAAAUGAUGUUGUUCAUCAAACAAUUUAGCUAAGUGGCUAAAUGGUCUAUAUCCUCACUGACUGUAAUGGGUUAGGCAAGCCAUACAGAGAGAACACACUAUAUACACAUCUGGUUUUGUUACCAAUUGUCUGUUUUCAUACUGAUUGUUUGAAACUGCAGUUGAGAUAAGAUGAAAAACACUGCUGUCCAAAUAAAAGGUAAUGUUUAUAUAUCUCAGAAAAGUAAGGUGAUACUUCAAAAACCUCAUUAAUGGGGAGGAAAAUUUUACAACUUAGACAUAAAAACAUAAAUUUUAUUGUAAAAAUAAAGGUUUGGGAACUACGUAGGGACCAUAUUUGUUGUCAAUCCCGCUUUAGUAGAUCUUCACAGUCUUAGCUGGGUUGAAGCAUUAAAUAUAUUAGUGGGUGCUGGUUGUCUUGAUUUACAGAAAAGUUGGUAACUUGCCAUAGCAAUUAAAUCUUGAUGUCUGAUAACGCAUACAAAAAUUAGUUCGCUAACAUGGAAGUAUUGCUUAAAAUUGCUUCUGAUGAGUAGAGGCAAGAUCAGAUGCCAUACUUUUAUUUUUAAAAGUGAUAAAUAUUGGCAGCAAUGGAAAAUGAAAAAUUCUCAAUUUUCAGCAAUAUUUAAUAAGUUAAAAUGUGUCUACUGAACUGUUGGAAGUUGAAUAUUUUCUUAACCUCAUCCAUUUCUCCUAUUUUCCUAAGUCCUCCUACCUUCAUAUACUGUUCUCAGUCCCAGUUGGUUCCUAUAGCCUUAUCUUUUUCCAUAUUAAAUGCACAUGGCUGUGUAAACAUUUGAUGAAAGUAAUGGUCAUUCUUAGCAUCAUUCAUUUAGUGUUCUGUACAUUACAGUCAAAUCUAAAGGGUGCAAUGAGGAGAGCAGACCCCACUGUGCUAGGUGGUAUACAGAGACAUGCUCAUUUUAUAAUCUUAGUACAAUAAUCAAGAAUAAAUGGACAAAACUGACUAUAGGUGAAUCAGCUAUUCUGUGUAUGUUCAGAGUAAUGACAGGCAUGCAGUAAGUUUGUGCUGUUUCUGUCACCCAUUAUUAAAUCUAAGUGGUUUCUCCUGCAGCAAAGGAAGCUGUCAGGGGGAAACAGGAAGUGAAACUGUCUGAGAAUACAGGUUCUUGAGGAAACAAUGGGGGAGUAUUAACUGGGGAAUAUUCCAUGUGACUCCAGCGAGGCUGCCAUGGUUACUUUUUCCAAACCAAUACCUAAGAUAUCAAAGAGGAUAUUAAAACUGAAAAUGCUGGCCUACGAGAGAAUGGGGGUGGGAAUUGUCUGCAGCUGUCUAUAGGGAAGAUGCUGACAGACUCCCUGAGAAGACAAACUAGUGCAAGCAGCCUGUCUCUCCCAGCCCAGCAAUAGAGAACAUUGUUCUGAAGUUUCCAAGAAAAGAUAUGGUAUAGUUAAAACCAAUCCAUAUAAGCUUUUAUUUUAACCCUUUGUUGUGUGUUGUUGUUUACCUUUGGGUGACUAAGCAAGGCUUUGUUUUGAAGAAGCUGUUUUUGAUUCACUCUAAUCAGCUGCAAUAAGAAGGGUUUUUACAGGUUCCAAAGUGAAUUAAGCUAAAUUAAAUUAAGGCCAUUUUAAUUCUGAAUGGGUGUCGACCAAGGGAUAACUAAUCACUUCAAAGUCAUACCUUUAGUUAAUUCAGAUUAAUUUUCCUCUGUGGACAAAGCCCAACUGCAGAUAAGACUGCAUAGUACCACGCAGAGAGGAGUGAAAGUAGUAAAACCUGUCCCCAGGUGCAUUCUUGGAAAUAAAAGUUGUCCUUGUCCUA
This is a messenger RNA of Chelonoidis abingdonii (Abingdon island giant tortoise), 2322 nucleotides long. The record is from RefSeq and is a predicted model, not a curated record. Lineage: Eukaryota; Metazoa; Chordata; Testudines; Testudinidae.